AGAAAGUCUGAGAGUCCAAGAUUUAGCAGUACGAGCAAGUGGAGAAGCACCUGUCGUACAGUCCUCGCGUGUUCUCACGCGCCGACUCAAUACUCUGCUGCCGACGCCGACAUUGGCUCUCCGGCGUUGUCGUUGGAUUUCGUAGGCCACGAUUCUACAGCUACGCAGUCAAAACCCCUUGACUCCUUUGAGCUUUCAUUAAACCCUAACCCUCACCACUCUUUGAGCUUUGUUAGCAUAAAAACCAUGGCACCAAAUACGCAUGUCAAAAGAGCGUUCAAAGCUAUGAAUGAUCUUGGAAUAACGGAUGCGCAAGUGAAGCCGGUCUUGAAGAACCUUCUCACCCUUUACGACAAAAACUGGGAGUUGAUAGCCGAGGACAACUACAGGGCUCUCGCUGAUGCUAUCUUCGAUAGCCAAGAGUCUCAGACCACUGAAGAAGUAAAAGGAAAGGAGAAGAAGGGAGAUGAAGCUGAAAGCAGCGCUGCAGAAGUUGACAGAGGAAAGAAGAAGGCGCUUGAAUCUCUCGAGGAAGAUGAAGAUGAGCUUGAGCCCCCUUUAAAGAGGCUGCGACGCAGAGGUGAAGGAGUCUCUGCUUCGGCUUCGAACAAUCCCGACUUGGGAAGUCCCAAUUUAGAAGAGCACACAACUCAUGACGAAGACACUACUAUCUCAUUACCAUUUCAUCCUCAGCCAACCGAGAAUAACGCUGAUGCUGAAACAAAUGGACAUGGCGAAACAGUAAAUACUGUUCGUGCUGAAGAUCCUCGUACAAGUACAACUAUUGAGAGAUACAGUGAGCAGAGGCUGGCUACAACCCUGGAAGAAUCUUCGACACUUGAAUUAGCUUCUUCUGAGACGGGUGAAGUGAAGAUUAAUCUGAGUUUUGCCCCUGCAACUGGAGGAUCCAAUCUACGUGUACCCACUAUGGAGGAACUGCGAAGAGCAAUGGAGGAUAAGUGUCUCCGAUCUUACAAAAUACUCGACCCUAACUUCUCUGUAGGUCGUUUUAUGGGCGACAUCGUUAGUUGCUUUCUCGAACUAUCAAAAAACGCAGCCAGCCAUUCGCCAGAAACAUUGCCGUUUCUCACCACGAAUAUUGGUGUGUUGAAGAAACCUGCAGCCAACCAGCCGCCAGAAAACUUGCCGACGAAUGUUGAAGAAAAGGGAGAGUCCAUGGGUUUAGUAGUAGUUCCAGAGUGCCAGAUCUCUGCGGAUGAUUUUAGAUUGAUAAGCAGCAUUAAUGAUGUCACUCUUGGAAAAGAAACUCUUGAGAUUCCCUGGGUGAAUGAAUUCAAUAGCAAGGUUCCUCCACCCUUUCGAUACAUACCCCAAAGCUAUGUCUAUCUAGAUGCUGCAGUGAAGUUUUCAGUUGGGAACAUCAGGGAUGACCAACGCUGCUCCUCUUGUUGUGGAGAUUGCUUGGCUCCUUCAGUGGCAUGCAGCUGUGCAACUGCACUUAGUGGCUUCACGUCAUACACAAAAGAUGGCCUCCUGCAGAAUGAUUUCCUGGAAGAGUGUGUUUCUGAGGCACGUGACCCGCAGAAACAUGUGUUGCAAUUUUGCAAAGAAUGUCCGUUGGAGAAGGCUAAAAACAUAGAGAUUCUGGAAUCGUGCAAGGGGCAUCUAAAGAGGAAGGCCAUUAAAGAAUGUUGGAUCAAUUGUGGCUGUAUCAACAAAUGUGGCAACCGAGUCGUCCAACAUGGCAUUCAUAACAAGCUGCAGGUGUUUUUCACUCCCAAUGGGAGAGGUUGGGGACUCAGGACUCUACAAAAGCUGCCUAAAGGAGCAUUUGUCUGUGAGUUUGCUGGAGAAAUAUUGACCAUUUCGGAGUUGAUCAAACGUAGCUCUGAGAAGCUUACCUUUCCGGUAAUAUUGGAUGCACACUGGGGUUCUGAAAAAGCUUCAGGUGUCGACAAAGCUCUUUGCCUUGAUGGAAUGCAUUAUGGAAAUAUUUCCAGGUUUAUCAAUCACAGAUGCUCAGAUGCAAAUUUGAUUGACAUCCCAGUGCAUGUGGAGAAUAUGGACUUUAACUACUAUCAUCUCGCGUUCUUCACAACAAGAGACAUCGAGGCUCUGGAAGAACUAACAUGGGAUUAUGGCGUCGAGUUCAACGAUCAUGUUUAUCCCACGCUUCCGUUCCAUUGUCAAUGUGGUAGCGAGUUCUGUCGGAAUGUUAAGCGGAUAAGCAAAAGCAAGAAGGCAAAGAAGAGAGCGUAAGAGCUCACAGUGUUGUUUUUUUGGAGGAUGUUUGGUGUCCCAAACUCUUUUUGUGAAUGAAUUGCCAACUUUUCCAAAAACUCUGUUGUUGUCUAUUCAUCAAGGCAAACAAGCUCUAGUGUAUAUCGUAACUUAGGUUCUAAUAGCUCUGGCUUUGGUUUGACCAUCUAAAAUCCUCUCUAUCUAUGUAUGGUUAUGGCUUUGGUUUGUCAUUA
Molecule: messenger RNA, 2435 nt
Organism: Brassica oleracea var. oleracea
Lineage: Eukaryota; Viridiplantae; Streptophyta; Magnoliopsida; Brassicales; Brassicaceae
Product: histone-lysine N-methyltransferase SUVR2-like
Exons: 11
Coding region: 247-2220 (657 amino acids)
Cellular component (GO): nucleus
Molecular function (GO): histone methyltransferase activity; protein binding; zinc ion binding
Source: RefSeq, a predicted model, not a curated record